AUGAGCUUAAUUGUCUUGGGAUCCACUGGUUUAGUCGGGGGUUUCGUUGUCCAAAAUGCACUCAAGUCCAAAGACUGGAGCAAAAUCACCACCCUCACUAGACGCGAGCCACAGUUUGCCACUCCUGGUGAAUCACGCAUAAACUCAAUUGUUGAAACCGAUACGUCAAAAUGGAGCACUGUCAUCAAAGACAUCAAGCCAGUUCCCUAUGCUUACAUCUCAUCAUUUGGUACUACUCGUGCUGCUGCUGGAUCAGCUGAGAAUUUUAAAGCUAUCGAUUACGGCAUCAAUUACAAUUCAGCCAAAGCUGCCAAAGAGAGUGGGGUCAAGACACUAGUAUUGAUCUCUGCUGUUGGUGCCAGUGCCAGCUCACCAUUUCUUUAUUUCCAAACUAAAGGUAAGUUGGAAAACGACAUCAUUGCAUUAGGGUUUGAUCAUACGAUUAUUUUGAGACCGGGUAGUUUGCUUGGGGAUAGAAACAAUGGCAAGAGAAAUGAGUUGCCACAGAAGCUCAAUGAUUUCUUGUUGAAUGUUCCUGGUGUUUCAUGGUUGUUCAAGGCAGUCAAGGCUAGUGAUGUUGGCAAAGUUGCCGUUCACUUUGCAGAGGCGGCUCAGAGGGGCGAGUUUACUGAGAAGGUCAAGAUUGUUGGUGGUGGAGAGUUGUUGGAGUUGGCAGCAAAGUUGUGA
This is a messenger RNA of Lodderomyces theae, 687 nucleotides long. RefSeq lists its product as uncharacterized. Lineage: Eukaryota; Fungi; Ascomycota; Pichiomycetes; Serinales; Debaryomycetaceae. Bases 1 to 687 code for a protein of 228 amino acids. The transcript has a single exon. The record is from RefSeq and is a predicted model, not a curated record. Gene Ontology annotation, cellular component: cytoplasm. Gene Ontology annotation, biological process: import into nucleus.